AAUGCAGACCAUUCCAGGAGAACAGACGCAACACGAAACGGAGGCAGGCCAUGCUUUUCCACGGGAUCUCCGGAGGCCACAUCCAAGGAAUCAUGGAGGAGAUGGAGAGGCGAUCCAAGACCGAGUCCCGCCUGGCCAAAGGGGGACAGAUGAACGGCCGAGAAACGAACAUGCCCCCCAUGAGCCCCGAGAAGCCUGCUUUGUGUGCUGGUUGUGGAGGGAAGAUCUCAGACAGAUAUUACCUGCUGGCUGUUGACAAACAAUGGCACCUCAGGUGUCUUAAGUGCUGUGAAUGUAAACUGGCUUUGGAGUCAGAACUCACCUGCUUUGCCAAGGACGGCAGUAUUUACUGCAAGGAGGAUUACUACAGAAGGUUCUCCGUGCAGAGAUGUGCCCGCUGCCACCUUGGGAUCUCAGCCUCCGAAAUGGUCAUGAGAGCCAGGGAGUCGGUUUAUCACCUGAGCUGCUUCACCUGCACGACCUGCAACAAGACUCUGACCACGGGCGAUCACUUUGGCAUGAAGGACAACCUGGUUUACUGCAGGGCCUUCGAGUCCCUUUUGCAAGGAGAAUAUCCCCCUCAGCUGAGCUACACCGAGCUGGCUGCCAAGAGCGGAGGGCUGGCCCUGCCUUACUUUAACGGCACUGGCACGGUCCAGAAGGGGAGGCCCAGGAAAAGAAAGAGCCCUGCCUUGGGAGUGGACAUCGUCAGCUACAACUCAGGUUGUAAUGAGAAUGAGGCAGAUCACCUGGACAGAGACCAGCAGCCUUAUCCCCCAUCCCAGAAGACAAAGCGCAUGCGCACCUCCUUCAAGCACCACCAGCUUCGUACCAUGAAGUCCUACUUUGCUAUCAACCACAACCCAGAUGCCAAGGACCUCAAGCAGCUUGCCCAGAAAACAGGCCUGACCAAGAGAGUUCUGCAGGUUUGGUUUCAAAACGCAAGAGCCAAAUUCAGAAGGAACCUUUUGCGGCAGGAGAAUGGGGGUGUCGAUAAAGCUGACGGCACCUCACUACCGGCACCGCCCUCAGCAGACAGCGGCGCACUCACUCCACCCGGCACUGCGACCACUUUAACAGACCUGACCAAUCCCACUAUCACUGUAGUGACAUCAGUGACCUCUAACUUGGACAGCCACGAAUCCGGGAGCCCCUCACAAACUACCUUAACAAAUCUUUUCUAACAUUUCAGUUUGGUUUUUUUUUUAAUUCUUACUCUUCAUUAUUAUUAUUAUUAUAAUUAUUAUAAUUAUUAUUAUUAUUUUCAAGCCUUUUUUUUUUAAAAAAAAAAAC
This is a messenger RNA of Chiroxiphia lanceolata (lance-tailed manakin), 1293 nucleotides long. It is a transcript of the gene LHX9, whose product is annotated as LIM homeobox 9. Gene Ontology annotation, cellular component: nucleus. NCBI's taxonomy places the organism in Eukaryota, Metazoa, Chordata, Aves, Passeriformes, Pipridae. Gene Ontology annotation, biological process: neuron differentiation; regulation of transcription by RNA polymerase II. Gene Ontology annotation, molecular function: RNA polymerase II transcription regulatory region sequence-specific DNA binding; DNA-binding transcription factor activity, RNA polymerase II-specific. The record is from RefSeq and is a predicted model, not a curated record.